AUGCCUCGGGCUGUGACAAGUUGGGCGGAAUUUGGCGGCUAUGGCCCAAGAUCCUCCCUCGGCCCGGUCUCCAACGCUGUGGACGCUCGCGCCCUCCGUCACAGGGAGCAACAGCAAGGGCAUGCGGAGCUCGAGGGCGGCGACCUCGUGAGACUAUCCUUGCGUGCUAUUGACCAGCACUUGUCCGACGUGCAGCGUGGCGAGCGCAUCUGGGUUCCUCCGUGCGUGCGGCGUGGGGAUCGAUGUCGAGACUCGAGCGCUGCAGAUGCCCUUCAGCCUUAUGACUCAGCCCGCGGCCUCAACACCACAGAGACGAACAUUGCGCCCCGCACGUGUCCCAGCACGAUAUGCAAUGGUUCGGCGGGGACACGGCGGCGAUUACACAGUCCACCUCAAGGCAACCCUGGAGGCACUGCAUCACCCUUGCGACACGGCGAACAGCGAUGGUUCCGCGAUGCUCUAUCAGGCACCCGCAGCGCUACCCCGCGGCCACUGUCGGUCUGGAGGUUGAUGCGUUGGCAUCUUAGCGCCUGCAUCAAGGUCAUCUGA
Molecule: messenger RNA, 549 nt
Organism: Parastagonospora nodorum SN15
Lineage: Eukaryota; Fungi; Ascomycota; Dothideomycetes; Pleosporales; Phaeosphaeriaceae
Exons: 3
Coding region: 1-549 (182 amino acids)
Source: RefSeq, a predicted model, not a curated record